This is a messenger RNA of Tigriopus californicus, 2157 nucleotides long. RefSeq lists its product as uncharacterized. The transcript is spliced from 2 exons. The record is from RefSeq and is a predicted model, not a curated record. The coding region runs from base 1274 to 2089 and encodes 271 amino acids. NCBI's taxonomy places the organism in Eukaryota, Metazoa, Arthropoda, Copepoda, Harpacticoida, Harpacticidae.
AAAAAAGUGGUCAAUGUAGCACUUCGUGAAAACUCGUCUUGAGAACAUGUUCAUCCCAAUUGUAAUGUUUCGGAAGCGAUUCAAUCAUCCUGAGUGAGAACACCAACUUGCUCAGCGUCUGCUUUGCUGGUUUCGUAUGUACGACUUCGUGUGGAUGUGGAUGGUUGCGUGUGGAAACCAAAAUUUGACCUUCAGCAGCCGAGUUUGCUGAGUGAGGGGUGCAAACAGACCCUCAGAUUGGCACAAACGCUGUUCUGGAAUACUCGUAAAUGUGACUGUUUUGUGAUUUAGUGACUGGCACGAGUGCAUUCUUUCCGUGUUGGUUAAUCUCUAAAGGCGGUGUCGCAUAUCAUAGAUAGUGGAAUUGACGGAGAAUUAAAAGAUCCUGUGAUCCAGACCUUGGACAGUGCCGAAUUUCGAUUUGACGAGAGUCGUCUUCCUGGCUUUAAUCCUCGACUCAGAUCAAAAGUCUGACAAAUCGGUCUUGAAACACUUGCGAAAUUGCAGUUCCGUGUCAAUUGAGGCGAAACAAAGUGAUUUGAACGUUUAGGGCUUCGAAGCCAAUCUUUGCCAUGGAUGCAACAUUUUCCAGCUCUCAAAACGAAUACCGAAUGAAGCCUCCGUAUUCGUUUCGCUGAAGUGGGUUGAAGGUCUGGGAUGUGCAUGAACUUGCGUUGGAUACACGCACACGUACUGCAGGCUGAACGAACCCAGUCCAUGAAAUCAUGUCUCAAGUGCGACAGGGGCAUCGCCACCCUCACUCCCAUCGCCGCCAUCAGGUUGGCCUCGCCCCAACGCAUGGAAAAUGUCUUCAAGCUUGACGCAAGAACGCGCAAAGUCUCGACCCCUUGACGCAUCUGGCACAAAAAAAGAGGAGGAAGAACUUUUCUCUCUCUGUCUACGCCAGUCUGUUGGAGGAUCGGGAAGGAUACCCCGAAGUGCGUACGUACCUUCAAUAUCCUUCUUGCUUGCUAGUCUGUCUCCCUACCUGUACAGGUGCCGCUGACUACCGAUAUGCUCGGAAGGUACGCAAAGUGGAUGGAGGAAGCCAGCUCACAUCUGCAACUAUCUGGUAUGUGGAGGGACGUUCGGUCGGUCGGUCGACCUCUGGUAUGCUUGGUUGACGACUAGAAAUACUCGCCAGUGUUUCCUGAGGAACCGGCUAUCUCACUUCUGCUGGAUGCCAACCAUCGGAGGAAGGAAGACAUUGGUGAAGAUCAAAAUGUUCUAGUGACAAGUUCUUGAGUCUUCGGGAUUGCUGCAAGCUCGAAUCAUGGGUGCUAUUUACUCGUUGCCAAUGUGUGCCAGGAACGGCGGGGAUAAGGAGGAAACCCAAGCCGACGGGAAUAACAAUGAACCCAUGCCCACCCUACAACAUAAUGGGUUGGUAGUUUCCAUCCAACCCAUGGCUGGUCCGCCCCAGGAAACUCACGACCUCAGCCCUGAGGCCACUAGCACGCCCAGGUCUCGCUCUCGUCAAGUCACGCCCUUUUCCGAACACAGCAUUUCCGAGAGCCUCGAGUCUGAGGAUCUGGAAGGGCAUGCCAUUGACGAGGAGGUUCUCAACUCGAGCCAAGACCGAACCAGUGAUUCGGGUUUGGAGCAAUCCUCUUCGGAUGAAUUGGAAUUGGGCCCCCCAUCCCUGCGAUCCAUGAGGCCUGUCAGCGUUAUCCAACGACGAACCCCUCCACCCCUACCUCAAGAUGAGGGCAUCAAUGAGUCGUCCGUAGAUGUGACGCUCCCACUUGGAAACCAUGAGACCUGUGAUGAAGAAGACGAGGACAGUGAUGUGGAGGAGCCUCACGAGCGACCUCCAGAGCCCACUGUCCCGGAUGAACGAGUGGACUCGACCUCGUCCGAGGAUCGCUCCAGCUCGUCCUCGCCAAUGAGACGAGUAUCUCGCUCGCCCUCCAACCCUCCAGAGGUUCUGGAUCCCCGGCAUUUGAUGAAAAAAGAUGACACGAAAUCCGCCAUUUCCGAUUUGUUGUCCGAGAUCGUCAAUUCUGACGGAACACAUCAAAUUCAUGCAGAGGAGAGAAGCGAAGGAUUCGGCGUGAUGGCUCGCAAUCCUGAAGCAGUAUCUCGAUAAAAAAAAAAAACAGAAGUGGAAAGGAAAUUGUUUCCCUCGGCCUGAUCCCAAGUUCUACUUCCGGACAG